CCCUUGCCUUCGGUGUAUCACACCAAAUGGUGUAACGACGUUUUCCCCAAGAAUGAUUGUUUUCCCACAAUGACACAGUAACUGGAUGUUUGGCCAUUUCAACAACUGGGCUUGACAAUUAUUAGAGAACUUGUCGAUCCAAACAUCAUGAUCAGAGUAGCAGUUAUUGGUGGCGGACCUGCCGGUUUGUGUGCUGCAAGGUAUCUAGGCGCUAAGCCCGAUGUAUUCAAGUUCGUCGUCUACGAGCAGACAGAUGACAUAGGAGGCGCUUGGGUUUACACGGAUGAAGUAGGCACCAAUAAAUAUGGCCAGCCUGUUCAGUCAAGCAUGUACAGCAACCUCAGGACAAACUUACCCAAGCAAGUGAUGAUGUUCCCAGAUCUUCCCAUAGAUGAGGGCGGUAAAACCUCAUUCAUUACACACUUUGAAGUCCUCCAGUAUCUUAAGCGAUAUGCAACAACUUCCAAUGUAUACGACAAGUUGAAGCUGCUGACGAGAGUAGAGUCUGUGAAACCGGUCACCAGUGACAACAAGACAUCAUGGGAAGUCAUUGUAAAGAGUUUGGACAACCCAGACGCUGCACCCCAGGUCAACCAAUUCGAUGCUGUGAUGGUCUGUAAUGGCCACUAUGCUGUGCCAAGGUUCCCCGAUAUUCCCGGUGUGGACUCCUUUACCGGUAAGCUGCUUCAUAGCCACGACUACCGGCAUCCCGAAGAUUUCAAUGGGAAGACUCUACUGAUGUUGGGUGCUGGAAAUUCUGGUCGAGAUAUUGCUAUGAAUCUUUGCCCCAAUGUAAAGAAAAUAUAUCUCAGUCAUCUUCACCCAGCUAUUGAGUGUCCGCUGCCUGAUAAUCUUAUACAGGUACCUGAUAUAAAACAUGUUGAGGAGGAGACAGUUGUAUUCACAGAUGGCCGGAGUGUCAAGGCAGACGUCAUCAUGUUGUGUACCGGUUACGAGUACACCUUUCCAUUCUUGAAACCAGAAUGCGAAGUCGAGGUUGACAGAAACCGUGUCACACCUCUCUAUAGACAUAUCAUUCACACACAGUUCCCUUCCCUCUCCUUCAUUGGUAUACCAUGGAAAGUCUGCCCCUUCCCGCAGAUAAGUUGUCAAGUACGUUUUGCCAUGGCCGCCCUAGACGGCACAAUGAAACUGCCCAGUCAAACUGAAAUGAACGCCGACAUCCAAAAGGACUACGACCAACGGCGUAACAAGUGGAAAAUGCCCCACCGCUAUGCUCACAUGAUGGGUGGGCUGCAGUGGGACUACAACAAGGAGUUACUCCAGUUGGCUGGUGUGGAUGAUGAUAUCCCACCAGCCAUUAUAAAACUGUAUGAAAAAGUAAGUCAAGUUAGGUCAGCGGACCUCAUGAACUACAAGAAACAUAAUUUUGAGCUGACCAACAACAUGGAAGAUUGGAGAAGCAUCGAGUCAGCAAUGUAAUUAAAAAUUGUAUCAUUGAUGUAAAAUGAUAAAUGCAAAAACAAACUGUUUAAAACUUUCAAUCCUUCAGGUAUUGUGCUCCUUCCGUAGUUUAGUACUUCCAGCUCUAUAGCUGACUUUUCUGGAAGCAAUGUAACACCUCAUUCCCCCAUUGCACAAUUUUUAUGACAGGAUUUUAAUAUUUUUGAUAAGAUUUUAUAUUGUUGAUGAGAUUUUUAAGUCAUUGCGAAUCCUUUGUGAUUUGCAAGUGAAAGACUUAUAGUUCCUUGCUGUGCUGAAAGACUGAAACAGCUUGAUGUCCAUUGGCUCUAGGUUUUUUUGUGGACAGAACAAAAAUUAUUGAUUCAUUCUUAGAUGACUCUUAGGAUUGGUCAAAGCCAUAGGUGUCCAGUGUGUUGUUUCUGUGUUAUGCGCUUAUUAAGAGCCCAGUACAACUGGUUGAUGGGAAUGGGUUUGUCACAUUGUUUUUGACAGUAGCUGCUGAAUGUGUCGCAGCAUCUUGCAACAGAUCGCCGCUAUUAUUUUCAAAUAGUAUUUUACUGCAUAGUUUACCCUUUUUGAAGUAUCUGCAGGCAUGAUAUUCUGAUUUCAGAUUUGUUUGCCCUUUGUUAAAGGCAGUGGACACUAUUGGUAAUUACUCAA
This is a messenger RNA of Asterias rubens (European starfish), 2085 nucleotides long. RefSeq names its product flavin-containing monooxygenase FMO GS-OX-like 4. Bases 148 to 1443 code for a protein of 431 amino acids. The record is from RefSeq and is a predicted model, not a curated record. The transcript is spliced from 5 exons. Gene Ontology annotation, molecular function: flavin adenine dinucleotide binding; N,N-dimethylaniline monooxygenase activity; NADP binding. Lineage: Eukaryota; Metazoa; Echinodermata; Asteroidea; Forcipulatida; Asteriidae.